AAAGCAUUCCAGACUGCAGGUGUACUUCUCCGUGCUGUCAGCCAAAGAACUCAGCUUCCGCUCAAUCUGUAAAUUUGUACAAAACCCAAAGACAAGAGAGAUUUUGCUUUCCGGAGACCAGGGAAGAGUCAAGGCUACAGUCGACACCGUGGCUCCAAGGUCAGCCUGUCCAAUGCUGCUCAUCCUGUUGAUCUUGCUGGGGCCCUUGCCGGCCUCCCCCCAGACUUACCAGAACUUCCAGAGGAAACAUAUGGACUACCCAAAGACCAGUCCCCACCUGGCUGCCCGGCUCUAUUGCAACCAAAUGAUGCAGCGUCGAAAUAUGACCAACCCCAUCUGCAAGGAAUUCAACUCUUUCAUCCAUGAACCCGCAAAUGUUGUAGACGCCAUCUGCACAAAUGGAGGGACCCAUGUCGGUCGCAAUCUUUACGACAGCCAUGCUGCCUUUCAUCUCACCAACUGUGAAGUCAUUGGGGGACGUGGCCAGAGGCCCCCCUGCAACUACCGGGGCAGGACCGAAUGCAGACGUAUUGAAGUGGCCUGCAAUAGUAGGUCGCUGCCGGUACACUUCCACAAAAUGAUUUAGAUCUCUGAGCAGAGAAAGGAUCUAGGGAAGUGGUGUCAG
Messenger RNA from Gekko japonicus, 625 nucleotides. RefSeq names its product ribonuclease-like. The coding region runs from base 173 to 586 and encodes 137 amino acids. Gene Ontology annotation, molecular function: nucleic acid binding. The transcript is spliced from 3 exons. The record is from RefSeq and is a predicted model, not a curated record. Lineage: Eukaryota; Metazoa; Chordata; Lepidosauria; Squamata; Gekkonidae.